CAGCCAGCGAUUAGUCCCCAGCGGCCAGCCAGCUCGUGAAUUAAAUAUUGUUAAAAAUUCAAUUUAGUUAUUGCCGGGAAAAGUCUGUUAGCCUGUUUGUGUGCUUAGAAGAAAAUUUUGCAAAAUAUACGAUUUCAUAAUGGCAGCGCAAACUGUUUUAUUUGAUUUCACAUUGGACGCUGUGAAAACUUCUGAUCCAAAAGAAAGACAGGAAAUCGCCAAAGUGUUACGGCAUGAGUUGGAGCACAUUUUUCCCCAAAUAUCUGUGGAGUAUCAAAUGGAUAUUGUGGAUGGAUACUUUGCUGUUUUGGCUGAAAAUAAGGAAACCAUUGUGACCGUGAGAAUUUUUGGCCAAGGUCUGGUCACCAUUAAUGUGGAAUACUAUUUGGAGGAUGGCAAGGAACAGCUCAUGUCCUUUGAUACCAUGCGUGCUUUGGAAUUAAUAUUACAACAAAAGUUAAAUUCUGAUAAUUCCAAAUAUUUGCCGCCUAUUAAACGUGGUGGAUACAUUGAUAUUUACAUGACAACUUCAGAUGAACGUAUUAUCGAAUACGACAUUGAUUCCUUGGUCUACGAGGCACGUUCACCAUUCCAGAAGAUUCAAAUCUUGCAUUCGAAGACAUUGGGCAACAUGUUGAUAUUGGAUGAAUUGCAAAAUAUCGCCGAGUCGGACUUGAUUUACACGGAAACCUUGAUGGGGCGUGGCAUUGAGAACUACGAAGGCAAAGAGAUCUGUAUUUUGGGUGGCGGUGAUGGUGCCCUACUCUACGAGCUGCUCAAGGAGAAACCCAAAUUCGUUGUUAUGCUGGAAAUCGACGAAUUGGUUAUGCAGGCCUGCAACAAAUAUUUGAACAGUAUUUGCGGUGACGUUUUGGAGAAACGUAAAGGCGACAACUAUGAGAUUGUGGUGGGCGAUUGCGUCGAAUACAUGAAAAAGUUUAUUGCCGAGGGACGCAAAUUCGAUUAUGUGUUUGGCGAUUUGACCGAUAUCCCCAUAUCGGGUGCACCAAUUGGCGAAUGCUGGGACUUUAUACGCACAAUCCUCGAGCAUUCAUUCAAGAUCUUAAAGCCGGAUGGCAAAUACUUGACUCAUGGCAAUGGCACCAGCUGCCUGGAAUCGUUGGAAUUAUUCGAGGAACAAUUGGGCCUGCUUAAGCCCAAGGUGAAAUUCACCACUUCUAAGGCGUUUGUGCCCUCGUUUAUGGAAGAAUGGCUUUUCUACCAAGUCUGCUUGGCUUGACGAGGUGAAGGCAUUAAUCAAAUGCAACAAGAAUUCAAUAACAAUACACAACAACCGCAGCGACGACUUCAUUCAAUAAACAAUAACCAAAAUAACGAGGCUUCCUUAACUGUUAGAGCAAACAGCAAGGCAAGGACGAGCCCAGAGAGCCACUUGCCAUUAAGCCCCCCAUUUGCGUAUGAUUUCCAAACGACCAAAUACAGACGUUUUCUCUACCACUCAUCGAUAUCUUAGUCACCUCCAGAGGGGGACAACUGCUUGCUUAACAACUUGAACUUAGACUUACUUUCGUCAUUAUUUCAAUGUCAAUUCUUUUAUUUAAGGAAAAAGCAUACCAAAUAUUUAAGAUCAACAUGUAAUUACUUUAAGUUAGCAUUUAGUUAACAUGUGAUUUAAAGCACACACACACCCCCCGGUAACGCCCAGCUUCAUGAAGCCUUUGCCCCGCAUACACUUCCGGCCAACAAACCUAUUAUAAGAGAGCCACUCCCUUGCCUCCAAAGUCAUAGGGUUUAUUUUAAGUUUAUCAUUAAAAAACAAACAAAAGUGCAUUACAAUUUAUAUUUAGUUCCUUUAGUUUAAAAACAACCUUUUUUUUUUUGUUUGUUUUUUUAACCCAUUGACCUCUGCAAUGCAGAGGAAGAAUUCAUGUAGUGUUCAUCGGUUGAACUGAGAAUUGUACUUACUCGCCUAGUAUAUGAUCACCAUCACGAUAUUUGUUUUCUUUAUUCAAACUCCUCUUAUGUUGUUGUUCCUGUUCAGAGUGGAUGCUCCAAGCGAAGACAAAGCAUAAAACGACUUAAGGAAAAUGUGUGACAAGAUUUAUUUUAAUGAACUUAUUAUUCUACAUAACAAUGUUUGAUUUAAGGCAUGUAUUAAAAACAAAAACCAAAAAUAUUAAUAAAAUAGUCGUACGCAGAAUAAA
Stomoxys calcitrans (stable fly) is the source of this 2165-nucleotide messenger RNA. RefSeq names its product spermine synthase (gene Sms). The transcript has 4 exons. The record is from RefSeq and is a predicted model, not a curated record. Lineage: Eukaryota; Metazoa; Arthropoda; Insecta; Diptera; Muscidae. Gene Ontology annotation, molecular function: spermine synthase activity. Gene Ontology annotation, biological process: spermine biosynthetic process. Bases 140 to 1240 code for a protein of 366 amino acids.